Klebsormidium nitens is the source of this 1245-nucleotide messenger RNA. Lineage: Eukaryota; Viridiplantae; Streptophyta; Klebsormidiophyceae; Klebsormidiales; Klebsormidiaceae. The record is from the annotation of a GenBank genome assembly.
GCAGCCGGACCAACCUGACGCCAUUUAUGAUUUUUCCAGUUGCCAAUCGAUGUCGGCAAAAGCGCCUGGGAAAAGACGCCAUUGCUGCAAAACUGGUCAACAAGACUAGCAUGACCACGACCACAAGGACUGCAUCAGCACUCGGCCGAAUGCGUUCCCUCAUGCUGCUCCGAAGCAGUCAUUCUUAGCACCGCCUCUAAGAUGUCAUUCGCCGAUAAUAGAUCUUUGUGAUUUUCUUCUUGGACAACAUGCAACCGACAGCGGCUGACAAGGUCAGCAGACCUGAUGCAGAUGACGAGAGUGCUCCAUCCUCGUCAGGCACCAGUUCUCCCAAGUCUUACCUCCUGGUUCACAAUGUCUCAAAAAAGCACAAUAUUGGCACUCUGUCAAGGAGCUGCACCGCUUUUGGAGUAACGCAAGUCUGCAUUGUGGGGCAGAACGCGUACAACACGUUCGGAAGUCAUGGGGCUGCUGAGUAUGUUGACAUUCGGCACUUUUGGAAGUUGGAGGAUGCAGCAAAGUAUCUCAAGGAAGAUUGUCAGUGUGACAUAGUUGGAGUUGAGAUCGUGGAGGGAGCCCUCGCUGUGCACAAGCGCCCUUUCAAGAGGAAUACUGCUUUCAUUCUUGGCAACGAGGGCACAGGCCUCUCACAGAAGCAGAUCGAGAUCUGCGAUUAUUUUGUGUAUAUAUCUCAGUACGGGCCUGGUACUGCUAGCUUGAAUGUGACGGUAGCUGCCUCCAUAGUCCUCCACGCAUUUGCUGUCUGGGCUGGGAUGCCCGAAAGAGGCCGGGAAGGGCAGAAGUUCGUGGUGGCAGAGAGACCGGUUCGGCAGACGACUAGACGAGUGUGUCAAGAUUCGCCUGAGGAUGUGGCGGCAGCUAGGAAAGAGAGACAGGCAGCCAGCCUGCAGGAUCAUAGUGACGAUUUAGGACUGGGGAGCAUUGACCUCGAAGAUUCUGCAAGUAAUGAGUAAGUUGCUGGCAGGAUAACGUCAGCGCGUUCAUAUAAGCAGGUAGCUUAGGAGGAUAGCUUAAACGGUGCAGAUGCCGGUGAAGAGGCCACUACAAUGAAUUAGAUAUUUCUGAUCAGGUACACGUACAUCUCAGCCCCGGCGCGGCACGCCAGUGCAGAUCGCUGAGACGUUUGAUCUUUUCUGAAAACAGAUGGCCCCGCCAGGCAGCUCCAGCUGGGCCGGCGUGCUGCUGGUCUACACCUGUAGGCCCUUGCUUGCAAGAUUGUCCUUG